This is a messenger RNA of Olea europaea var. sylvestris, 2791 nucleotides long. Its product is annotated as ATPase 8, plasma membrane-type-like. Gene Ontology annotation, biological process: proton export across plasma membrane; regulation of intracellular pH. Gene Ontology annotation, molecular function: P-type proton-exporting transporter activity; ATP hydrolysis activity; ATP binding. NCBI's taxonomy places the organism in Eukaryota, Viridiplantae, Streptophyta, Magnoliopsida, Lamiales, Oleaceae. The transcript is spliced from 10 exons. Gene Ontology annotation, cellular component: plasma membrane. The record is from RefSeq and is a predicted model, not a curated record. Bases 278 to 2791 code for a protein of 837 amino acids.
ACAAACCGACCUUUUCUUUUGGCGCCACGAAAGGGAAGAAUUGAUGAUCAGCCGCCAUUCUCGAGAGCUUAAGGAACAGCAAUAAUGGCUAAAUAUAUAGGGGGGAAGGGGCUGUAAAUGGUAAGGAUUCUGCAUUGCCUUUGUUUCCCAUGGAGGCCUGAAAGAACAUAGAUAUUUGUUUAGAGACAGAAAAGUUGGGCAAUAAGGAAGGAGAGAAAGGAAUUUACUCACCUUGUCAGUGUGGUCCUUCUUUUCUUGUAACUUAAACAAAACAAUCAUGGCCUCCGAAAUGUCCUUGGAAGCGAUCAAGAACGAACAAAUUGACCUCGAGAAGAUCCCUGUUGAGGAAGUGUUCAAGCAGCUAAAAUGUACAAGAGAUGGCUUGACAUCUGAUGAUGGUGCAACAAGGCUGCAAAUUUUUGGCCCGAAUAAACUUGAGGAGAAAAAAGAGAGCAAAAUCCUCAAGUUCUUGGGUUUUAUGUGGAAUCCUCUCUCGUGGGUCAUGGAGUCUGCCGCUAUCAUGGCCAUUGCUUUGGCCAAUGGAGGGGGAAAGGGUCCGGACUGGCAAGACUUCGUAGGUAUUGUGGUACUGCUCAUUAUCAACUCGACUAUUAGUUUCAUAGAAGAGAAUAAUGCAGGCAAUGCAGCUGCUGCCCUUAUGGCUGGCCUUGCUCCCAAAACCAAGGUUUUGAGAGAUGGCAAGUGGACUGAGCAGGAUGCCUCAAUCCUAGUUCCAGGAGAUUUGAUCAGCAUCAAGUUAGGAGAUAUUAUACCUGCUGAUGCCCGUCUUUUGGAGGGUGAUGCUCUCAAGAUUGAUCAGUCGGCCCUUACUGGGGAGUCUCUUCCAGUAACAAAGAACCCUGGUGAUGGAAUUUUCUCUGGUUCCACCUGCAAACAGGGUGAGAUUGAGGCAGUGGUCAUCGCCACUGGUGUUCACACCUUCUUUGGCAAAGCGGCUCACCUUGUUGAUAGCACCAACAAUGUGGGGCACUUCCAAAAGGUGUUGACCGCCAUUGGGAACUUCUGUAUUUGCUCCAUUGCUGUGGGUAUGCUGAUUGAGGUUGUAGUUAUGUAUUCGAUCCAGCACAGAAACUACAGACAAGGAAUUGACAAUUUGCUUGUGCUACUCAUUGGAGGAAUCCCAAUUGCCAUGCCAACAGUUUUGUCUGUAACAAUGGCUAUUGGAUCUCAUCGGCUAUCCCAGCAGGGCGCCAUCACCAAAAGAAUGACUGCCAUUGAGGAGAUGGCCGGAAUGGAUGUUCUCUGCAGUGACAAGACUGGAACCCUUACCCUCAAUAAGCUCACUGUUGAUAAAAACCUGAUCGAGGUGUUCCCAAAGAACAUGGAUAAAGAAACCGUUAUCUUGCUUUCUGCCAGAGCUUCUAGGGUCGAGAACCAGGAUGCCAUUGAUGCUUCAAUUGUUAAUAUGUUGAGUGAUCCCAAGGAGGCAAGAGCAGGAAUCAAAGAGGUGCAUUUCUUGCCCUUCAACCCAGUGGAUAAACGUACUGCAAUCACCUACAUUGAUUCCAAUGGAGACUGGCAUCGAAGCAGCAAGGGAGCCCCAGAGCAAAUCAUUGAUCUCGCUGAACUCAAAGGGGAUGCAAGGAAGAAGGCACAUGAAAUCAUUGAUAGUUUUGCCGACCGUGGCCUUCGCUCUCUUGGUGUUGCACGACAGACUAUUCCAGAGAAAACCAAAGAGAGUGCUGGUGGACCUUGGGAGUUUGUUGGUUUGUUGCCCCUCUUUGACCCUCCAAGGCAUGAUAGUGCAGAGACUAUCCGUAAAGCUCUUGAUCUUGGCGUUAAUGUCAAAAUGAUCACUGGUGAUCAGCUUGCCAUUGGCAAAGAGACUGGACGUAGGCUUGGCAUGGGUACUAACAUGUAUCCAUCUUCUUCCCUUCUUGGCCAAAGCAAGGACGAGUCCAUUGCCUCGAUUCCUGUCGAAGAGCUCAUUGAGAAGGCAGAUGGUUUUGCUGGUGUCUUCCCUGAGCACAAAUACGAGAUCGUGAAGAAACUGCAAGAGAUGAAGCACAUCUGUGGUAUGACAGGUGAUGGUGUGAAUGAUGCACCAGCACUCAAGAAGGCAGACAUUGGUAUUGCUGUGGCAGAUGCAACUGAUGCUGCUAGGAGUGCAUCCGACAUUGUUUUGACUGAGCCAGGCCUCAGUGUUAUAGUUAGUGCAGUCUUGACAAGCAGAGCCAUCUUCCAGAGGAUGAAGAAUUAUACCAUCUAUGCUGUUUCUAUCACCAUUCGUAUCGUGAUGGGAUUCAUGCUCAUUGCCCUCAUCUGGAAGUUUGACUUCUCACCAUUCAUGGUUCUAAUCAUUGCCAUCCUCAAUGAUGGUACCAUCAUGACCAUUUCCAAGGACAGGGUGAAGCCAUCUCCGGUGCCGGACUCUUGGAAGCUCAAAGAAAUAUUCGCCACUGGCAUUGUACUUGGAACUUACAUGGCUAUCAUGACUGUCGUAUUCUUCUACCUGGCAUCUGAAACCGAUUUCUUCUCUAACACCUUUAAAGUGAGAUCUAUCAGAGGCAAUCAGGAUGAGCUUACCGCUGCUCUCUACCUUCAAGUGAGCAUUAUCAGUCAAGCACUCAUCUUUGUGACUAGGUCAAGAAGCUGGUCAUUUACGGAACGCCCUGGUUUCUUGCUUGUUGGUGCUUUAUUUUUACUGGUUCUGUUCAGCUGCAAUAUUGACAAUUAUUCAAAAUUGGAAGCGCCGCAGAAUCCAAUCACAGGUUCUGUGGAUAAACACUACCAUCCAAAACAGCACAAAAACAUUGUAAUGAUUGUGUAA